UGCACACCGAAGAAAAACCGUACGAUUGUCCGGCGUGUGGCAUGAUGUUCGGUUCGCCAGCAUCGGUGACCCGGCACAAGAAGACCUGUCCGAAAAUCAUCCUGGACCAGCAAGACUGAGCAGUCGGGUUCGUAUCAUGUUGGCAUCGAAUUUUCAUUCUCGCGUUGAUAACAGAACGCGAAGAUCAGUUGCAAUCCAGUAUCAAAACAAAUCGCAAGCCGAACAAUCGCGCCCACAAACCAUGUCCCGCUGCGUCGUGCCAGGCUGUUUGAAUCUGCUCCAGGAGUGGACCACCGAGUUUCCGCGAGUGGAGCAGCUCGUCAACCGUUGGCGGGAAGCCAUCCAAGUAGGCACCGGUCAAACGCCUGCGGUGCAUUCCGAUGCGCGAAUCUGCAAGGCGCAUUUCGCCAUACCAUCCCUGCUGGGAGACGAAGACGAUGAUGAGUACGAUGACGAUGCGGAUAGACCCAAGUCCAGCCGGACCGCCGCCAGUCGGGAUAAAUAUCAGGAACCGAGACUUUUCUUCCGGGACAACACCCUCACACAGGUUGCCGAGUGUAAACUUUGCCUUCGCUUCGGCAUAGUAGAUGAAAUGUACAAACCAACGGAAACUAUUGGCGGAAAAGAAACGCUACAUAAAUUGGCGCAAAAAUAUUUUAAUCAACCGGAUCAGAAAAACCAAUCCAAAGCCGUGAAAGGAUACUUUUGUGAGGGCUGCGUCGUUCAUAUCGAUAUGGUGCAUUGCUUCUGGUUGAGGAACCAUCUUGCCUGGAAAACUUACAGAAAGGUCCGCGAAUUGAUGACAUCGGAAAAUGUGACUUUUCGUAGCACCGGUACCAGAUUGAAAAGAAACCGGACUGCUCUGGUAGUGCUCGAUUCACCACCUCCUGCAAAAAGUCCCUUGGAAGAGACCAACGGUGUUGAUGAAAAUGAUGUAAUCAAAAUCGAUGAUGACUCAAAUGAGGCGAGCACCGAUGUGGACCAACUGGAAGUUACCAUCGUCAAGGAAGAAACGCAACUGACUGAAUCAUACUUAUGGGAAUCGAUUCCGACGCUGCCACCGGCCGAAGAAAUUUCCGUAAAGUGUUUCAUAUGCGAUGGACUGUUCGAAAACCGUCAGAUUCUGACCGAUCAUAUUGCCGAAAGCCACAACAGAUGCAGGCGGGUUUGUAACAUUUGUAAUGAUGAGUUUCGCUCGGCACUCAGCUACAACGAUCACAUGUACACUCAUAAUAUGUUCCAAUGCAAUCACUGUCCGCUGCAGUUCCACCAUCGAAGGGACGUGGUAUUCCACGAGAUAACACAACACAUAGGGGAAAGGGUGCUGAAAGCGUGCGAUAUCUGCGGGAAGCUGUUCCGGUGUCGCGAUGUGUUGAAUGCGCAUAGGAAUGAACAUUUUCAGACGUAACACAUAUAUGCUGAGCGUACCAGUUUUAAGUUGAAGUAACGCACCAUGAAAUUUUCUGGAGAUGAACCGAUUAGGAAUAUACGAAAUUUUAAUCCAGUAUUUUGCGCUCGGUAAUGGCGGCCGAAUGAGUGCCUUUUUGACAUUCAAGAGGUAGAAAAUAUUUACAUAUUUUAAUCAAUGUAGGCCUUGAUUCAUUGCAAAACAUUGGCACUCAUCUGUUAUCAACAAAUAUAAUAUGUCAAAUAUGUUCCAUUGUAUUAUUCAAGUAAUUGGUAAUUCUCCUAUGGAUUUUUGUUAAUAAUUUAUUUUAUUUUCUAGCAUAACUGCAACUUCUAGAACGGAGGGCUCGAUCGGUAAUUCACUGGCGCCGGUUUAUGUUACUAGCCGCGGGGCUUUGUAAGCAUCGGGGCCUGUAGACCGCAAAUGGGAAGAACAAAGGUUCCCUGUAAUGGCAUCUAUUUGCGAUCCCAAUGAUGGCCGUAUCAAUGUUAGGAAGGGUUUGAUAAACACGUUCAGCCGGGGCUCGCGGCAGCAGGUUUAAUAAUUCCGGAGUGCAUAUGAUUACGACCCUGGAGGCGGUUCAGAUCGUGGACCUCGGGGGGCUCCGUUUGAUGGACCAACGUAGCUAGAUACACCAUUCAGAGGCACGUGAAUGACUACGGAAUGGCAACCUCGAAUACGCGGACCAUUAUGACCGUUCACCUGCACUUCAGCUGCGUGAAUAAACUUGAGGCUAGUUUGACCACAAUAGUUCCGAUUCGGAACUUCUGAAACUUUCCGGUUGGACAUUUGGAAAAAUAAAACUCAAUUCAAUCGUCACCGAAAUGUGCUUUUCUAGGUUAAAAAUGCCCAUUCUACUGUUUUGAUGCUUCUCGAUUCGCAAGUUCACAUCAACUGCCACACCAAGCUUUCACAAACAACUUCCCGCCCAAACCAACAAUUGCUUUCCACUUCUUGCAUCCUUGAACUGGAUCAAUAGUUCUCGUCACCCACUCGGCAACCAAAUAUGUAAUGUAAUCGAACAUGGUGCGCCUCGCGCAUAUAUCGACUGAACCAUGCGCAUCAAUAUAAAACAAUCGUUGGAGUUCGUAAAUCAACUUCACAAUAUGAUAUCUGUUUGGAAUAGUCAAGGACCUUCCCAACGUAUUCUUUACUUCACCUUUUUCAAACUUGCCAGUUUAACCAACAAUUAGUUGAAACUUCUUAACAAUACUCUAUUUUGCCGUAAUAAUGAUUUGUUUGUUACCCGCCGUAAUCAUAAAUUAUUUGUUACCCGCCUGUAACAAUCCAGUGGUGCCAAGUUGAUCAAGAUGGAAGUGGAUAAGCAUGGGAAAUACAGGGAAAUGCUAGAGGUGUCUGUCUAAGUCAGCCCCGUGGCAACAGAUGCUUCUCAGCGUAGCGAACAUCUUCAUGAAUAUGUCCAGCAUACAUUUUGAAAAGUACUUCUCCCGAAUCGUGCCUUUACAAGCAACUGGAUUUUAUCCAAAAUAUUGUUGGCUACACUUUUUCAAUUUGCUCAAAAAUAAUACCAGCUAUUAUGGGCAUGUAAUCAUGAUCCUAAAACAUCUUUCAGCACACCAUUUAUUUCAUUUAAAUUUCACUAAUGAAUGUUGUUCGAUUUGCAUCCCCGGACCAUUUCAACUGUGAUGCUCACCACAGUAUAAACAAUAAUAAUAUCUUUUGUUUGAUUCGGAGCGGGAGAACAAGUUACAAAAUAUGAUUUCGUGUAGCGUUUGAUUUCACCUCUAGAUUCCCUCCAAUUCGUAAGUUUAUUAUAUUUUAUCAUCAAAUAACAUAAUUCCCAUGGUCAAAGAUGUAAAUCUUGCAAAUUAUUUUGAAAACAAUUUUCAGAUUUACCCAAAACAAAUAGUAAACAAAAAACAUGAUGUUUAUUUUCGUACAACAACAACGGACGGUAAUGAGCUACCGUCCGUGGACAUGGUGGCUAUUGUCAAACCCCUUGUGAUAGUAUAGGACGCCAGGGGGGUGGUCUAAGUCAUCUAAGUACAUGCAAAUCAGUGACCAUAAUGUUCAAAAGUCCUCUUAAAGUAUUGCUUGAUUUCAGUAAGUCGAGCGUAAUGAAUCCAUUCCUGGCUAUCGUCUCACCCAUGUGUCUGGGUGCAGAUUUCGUUUCCCUUAAAAGCACUGAUUAUAAAAAUUAUACAUUAUUCUGUUUCUUCUACUAUUCCUAGAAAAAAACAAUAAAAUUAUUUAAAAAAAAGGAUGAUGAAAGUUCAAACCCAUGUGUAACGUGAAGGAAAUAUUUGACAAUUCGUUUGUUUGUUGAUACCGGGUGAGUGCCAAUGUUUUUCAAUGAGUCAAGGCCUGCAUUGAUUGAAAUAUGUAAAUAUUUUCUACCUCCUGAAUGUCAAAAAGGCACUCACCAGGCCGCCAUUAUCGAGCGCAAAAUACUGGAUACACAUCCGGAAUGAUUUACGUCUGAGUAUUUGUCAUCUACAGCUAACUAUCAAUGUUGAUAAGCGGAGACGGAGUACUUCGUAAAUUCAGGAUCUCUGAAGAACUACCACCAGCCAGUGGAAAUAACUGGUAAGUAAUAUGGGCAAAUGUGGUUAUGGGUUCCUUUAUCUAUUUGCUUUUCAUUGCUUGUUAUUUUGUGAAUAAUCAUGGAUCAUCACAUUUGAAUCUUUGAUUUGUUUAUUAAAUGUUGUUGCUUAUUAAAAACACUUCACACCACCUGGGAUGCAUUCGUGUUGGUGUGUUCACGGUCACUAAGUAUGGGGCCGUGGACUAAUUACGGCUUAUGGGGGAUUGGGGUCUAACAUUUUCUUAACUUCUUUACGCCAUUUGGCAUCAACAUUAUGAUGUCUGUGUUUGGAAUUCAUUUAGGGUUAUUGAAUUUAUCCUAUUUAUUGCCUACUAUCAGGCUAUAACACUUUUAAGAUAUUUUGAUGUUUCAAUUUGAUUUAUUUCGCUGACUUCCUCGUAAUUAGCCGAACAUGAUUAAUCUAUGCAGAGUUUUCGCCAUUUGCAAAGUCGAAACAAAUUUCUUCGUUUCUUCGAAUGGCGGCCAUGUUUCACUUAAACUUUGACAGCUAGUAAUGAAGUUUUCCACAGGAACGAAGAUCAGCAAUAAUUAUUAGUUUCAACCUCGCGAAUAAUUAAAUACAAAUUUAUCAGUGAGUCAUUUUUUUCAUGGUCUUAAAUAUGUUUAUUUAGACGAUCCCCACCAGUGCGUAAAUAAAGCCAAAAUAGCAACCUCUAUCAUGACGCGAACUCGCACCGGUCGUUGGUAAACGGGUUUGGGAAAUGUAAACGCAUAACCUUCGGUGAAUAGCGAGUUGGCAAAUUUGGCGACCCGCUCCAACCGUUGCCAAACCAUCACACGGAAAUAAAGAGUAACGCAUAAAUAAAAAAUGUGCCGCCUUCUGAAAAAUUGUUCGGUUAUUCAUCAUCAAAAUCUUUGUGAUUGAGGUCUGUUUAGUUUGGAUUUCAACUGAUUGGCGGCGCUAGUGCAUAUGAAUAACCUGAUAGCGCAGAUAUCACGAAAUCUGGAAUUUUUAGAAUAUUGGCGUCUUCUACAAAGUUGUUCGGGAGGUCAAAACCAUUAUGACGAAAGCAAGUUUAAUUUGAAAUACAACCGCUUGGCGGCGCUAGUAAAUUGGAAAUAACCUAAAAGGUUAGAUAUUUCGAUAGUUGAAAUCUUAAGAAUAUUGCCGUCUUCUACAAAGUUUUUCGGAUGAUUAAAGCCAUCAUGACGAAAGGAAGUUUAGUUAAUAAUACAACCGCUUGGCGGCGCUAGUGUAUUGGAAAUAACCUGAUAGGUCAGGUAUCUCAAAAUAUGUAAUUUUUAGAAUAUUGCCGCCUUCAACAAAGUUGUUCGGGUGGUCAAAACCAUUAUGACCAACGCAGGUUUAGAUUAAGAUAUAACCGCUUGGUGGCGCUAGUGUAAUGGAAGUGGAUGGAAGAAAUAACCUGCUAGGUUAGAUAUUUUUAGAAUAUUGAAAUUUUUAGAAUAUUGCCGUAUUCCACAAAGUUGUUCGGGUGGUGAAAACCAUCAUGAUGCAAGCAAUUUUAGUUUUAAACACAAUCGCUUAGUGGCGCUAGUGUAUAAGAAAUAAACUGAUAGGGUAAAUAUCUCAAAAUCUGGAAUUUUCAGAAUAUUGCCGUAUUCUACAAAGUAACUUGCCAUAAGACGAGUUCGUACAAUUCCAUUUAAUUCCACCACUUGGUUGUACUUUUGACAGAUACUUAUUUCGACUUCUGCAGUAAGGCCAUCUUCAGUGUCUCGCACUUGACUCGAUUCGACUCAACUCGAGCGCCAACGAGUAUUGCGGUUUCAAACUAAACUUCUGGUUUUAACUACCCUUUUAAAUCUUACAUAAUAACCAACCUAACAGCACAGACAAACAGACAUAACACAUUGAACAUUCAAUCACAAAAUUAAUCGUCAUAUAAACACUAACGACAUCUGUUGAUUUCAGUUAGUUGGGCAAAUCACAAACCAGAUGGCGGUAAUGAGCAUAUGUCAAACUCGAGCAAAUCCGAUGCGCGCCCCACUAGUGACCGAUUGGCCAACUAAUGAUUAUUUGAAUUGACCAGAAAAUCAGUAAACGAUGGAAAUUUGACGAGUGUUAUGUCUGUUUGUCUGUGCUAACAGAUAAUUCGGAUAACUUUGUAGAAGAUGGCCACUUUCUAACUCUAACGGAUUGAGAAAUAUUUAACCUAACAGGUUAUUUCUUAUACACCAGCGCCGCUAUGCGUAUGAAUUCCAAACUAAACUAGUCUCCAUCAUAAAUGUUAUGGCUACCCGAACAACUUUGUAGAAGACAAAAUCUUUCCAAGUCUUAUAGAUCUCGAGAUAUAGAUCUCCACCUCACUAAAUUAUUGCAUAUAAGCUAGCGCCAUAUGUGUGUCUAGCUAAUUUGAUAAUCACAAAAUGCAUUACGCACAUAUUUAUAUUGAAAAAGAUGGAGCGCGUUCUGAAAGAUUUGAAAAUAAAUAAUAUUUUUUUCCUGAUUUUAUUUAUUUCCGUGUUUGCCUCAAUAGCAACCGGAUAUUCACCACCGGUGCGAAGCAUGAUUGCACUUCAACAACCUUGAUAGAAACAACCGGUGCGAGAACAAGUGCAUAAAUAAAAUAUGAACGCAUUUCGUUCCUAUACUAGACACUCAUUUGGAUACACAUCGGUGGGGAUCGUCUUAACGAAACAAACACACAAAUGGGCAGACAGACGUUGAAUUCGUUGAAGGAAAUCGAAUAUUUUUUAAAUAAUACGAGGCAAUGUUAUUCUACGAUAAAGGACGUCCCACAUUUUCACUACUCGUACUAGUCCAUUUAAUUUAUAUCGCAGAUUCUUCGAAAUUUUUCAUAUUUGUCAGCUUAAAUACUGCCUUGUUGUAGUUGUCCCAUUGCGCAUUUGUCCAAAUAAGUUAUUUCUCUAUCAGACAUUGUUCAUCAUUUGCCAGCAAUCCAUUCUAGGGUUUAAAUCCAUUGAUGGAUACAUGUGGUGACCGCUAUGGCAGCGAGAAAGAUAUCACCUCUGAAUGACUGUUACGGUUUAUUUUAUCUUACCUGUAAGCGACAAAUGUUUGAAUGGAAUUGUGUGCGUACCACUUCUCAAUGUUCUGUGUUUGGGCCUGUAGAUAGGCAAUAAAAACUACAAAUAGGCAAAAUUCCCAGACACAGACUUUAUAUUGCUGGUCGCACAUGGCACAGAUUAACUAAAGGGUGCCCAAAUAGGAAAGGGUGCCCUACACGAAAUUGAGCUAUGAAUACAACUAAUUGGCUGUUGUAGACAAAAUGCAAAACGCAAUGAAAACACAUUUGCGGGAUUUUUGACUGAUGGACCAAAAUCGUAUGUAUAAGGAAACCUCGUCAUAUCUCGCAAUGGGUAGCACAUUGAACGUUUCUCUCGGGGCACAGAGAGGUCGACAGUUAUUUUAAUUCGUUGAAUGUGUUGUUAAGUGUUUAUUUUUGUAUGUUUGUAAAAUAAUUUUAUUGUAAUAUGACAUGGAACAACUAUGUUUGGAACGGUAGUAUACUGCUCGAGAAAUUUCUGCAGUGGAAUAAUUACUCUUUCAGUCUUUUGUAAAUAAGAUCUCCGAAUCACCUGUUAAGAAAGGAGUCAAGAACUCGCUGAAUGACGUGAUGAAGGUCUGAAAUACUUUACGAAUUCUAUCAGAGUGGCUCUGCAAACCGAGCAUGAGUAUUAUGACCGUACGAUUCGAGAGUGGCAACUAGAUAAAAUUUCCAUAAAGAAUUAGAAAUUUUCCAUACAAAAACCAGAAAAUUUGCAACAAAGAAAUCAUGGUCCAAGCAAAAAAAAAUACAAAAAUUUCCAUAAACAAUAAAUAAUUUUCCAUGAAACAGAAAUAUAUUAAGCACUUUUUAAAGCAAAAACUGCAAUUGAGGGGGUCAAACGCAAAGGGGUGUAAGUGACAAAAAUUUAGUUUUGAGAAAAAUGAGUGCAAAGUUUAUCAUUUUUUUUUCGUUUCAUACAAAUAGUAUGGAAGAUCAAAAAUUUACUAAUUUUCUGUGAAUUCUCACAUUUUUUAUGAACAACGUACAAACUACAUCAAUAUAUUGCCGCAAAGCUUUAGAACCCAAGCAUUUUUUAUUGUAGUCAACUCAAUUUUGAUCAAUAUGUCAUUUACACUCUGCUUCUAAGGCCCGUAGUACACUGUUUGUCACAAUGACAAAUAUUUGUCAAGUUUAUCCGGACAUUUAUCAGACUGAUUAGAAAUCGACAUGGAUAUCAGGCUGACUUGACAAAUAUUUGUCAUCAUAACAAACAGUGUACUA
Messenger RNA from Armigeres subalbatus, 8170 nucleotides. RefSeq lists its product as uncharacterized. Gene Ontology annotation, biological process: regulation of transcription by RNA polymerase II. The record is from RefSeq and is a predicted model, not a curated record. Gene Ontology annotation, cellular component: nucleus. The transcript has 5 exons. The coding region runs from base 137 to 1408 and encodes 423 amino acids. Gene Ontology annotation, molecular function: DNA-binding transcription activator activity, RNA polymerase II-specific; RNA polymerase II cis-regulatory region sequence-specific DNA binding. NCBI's taxonomy places the organism in Eukaryota, Metazoa, Arthropoda, Insecta, Diptera, Culicidae.